UUUUGAAAUAUUUUGAUGAUCAAAAACUUACUUUACUCUUUAUAAAAUUUAAUAAAAUUUUCGUGUAUCACAUGGGUUAGUGGGUUACCAAAGUUGUUAUUAUACUGCUACAAUACUAACACUCCAACAAAGGUCAUUUCUUCAAUGCUAACUACAUUCAAGUCUGUUUUGUUGACAUCUUAUAUACUGCUACUGAUGCUCAAUUUCUAUUGAAAUAUUUAAUUUCAAAUGGGCAAAUAAUGUUAUUGUGUGGUCACCAAUUUAGUUAAUCUGUAAGUCUCGGUGCAAGAAGUUAACUAAUUGUCAGAUCUCUUCAAAGCGUAGUAAAUUGUAGUCCAUUGAAAUUCAAUAAUACUACAGGUUGAUCCAAUAUUUGCAUGUUUAUUUAACAGUGUGUAUUUGCCAUCAAGCUUGUGCUCAACCUGUUAAGGAAAACAUGUCAAAUAGAUGUACUAAGAGCUAUUUGCCUUCCUCUUUUUAUGUUUCUUCCAGUAUAUUUUGUGAAUAUAAUACAUUUGACUUCCUUAAAAUGUAUUUAUGCUAGUUUCAAUAACAUGUGUGGAAAAUUUGGAAUAGUAGCUUUAUUAGUUAAUAUUUAUUGUACAUACAACAUACUGUAUCCUUGUUCUAUGCACUUGAUAUGUUUAGGGCCCUAAGAUUAAGGUGUAUUGUGGGGAGAAACAUGGGAAGGUAGCUGAGGAUUUGAUUCCCUAGAGUGAAAAGUGUAACCUUAUGUAUUAUUCAGUGCACACAUGACAUCAAGGAGCGUAAAAUUCUAGGGAGAGAUUCAACUAUGGGAGAGGAGGGACGAAAAUAGAAAGGUUGAGAAAUGAGUGAGUGGGGAAAUGAUUGGAGUCACCAAGCCUCUCUUUAUUGCCUUGGCCAGCAGUGUUUCCUUUUUUCCUUUUUCAGAGAUUUCAUGCCUGUCUCAAUUAUAAAACACUACUACAAUCACUAAUGGCCUUCUCCCCUGACAAUGAUGAAAACUUUAAAUUUCAAUGUCAUAUGAAUUUGACAAUAUUGAUAAAAACCUUGGGAGAAUCAUAUCACAAAAGCUAGUCAUUGCAGUUAGAGAAUCCAAGACAUUAUUAUCCCAUAGUGGAAUUUCAUAUUUCAUACUUCCAAUAUAGGACUCAAGUCUCAUACCUUGCAAUUGGAUCCCAACAUACAACUAUUUGGGUUAAUAUAACUUCAAGACUUCCCUUUGAGGGCUACCAUACUUUCUGUUAAAUAAAUACCUAAUUAUAAACGCAGAAUUCAUCAUAGGAGAUCUGCAUUCCAAAACAUGACAAAAGUAAUGAUAUUUAGAUCCUUUGUUAGCUUAAAGAUCUUUAAUAUCUUAAAUUAUUUAGAGUCUACAGCUCUAUGUCUCUUGGAUUGUUUGGUUAAGCUGUGAGAUAUGAUAAGAUUUAUGGAUGGCUUUAGUGAUAAUGUCUACUCAUUUUUGCUGAACUUUUGUGUUUAGAUUGAUACAUUUAUAAUAAAUUAUGAAAUAGAAACUCUUUUUUAUAUGUAACAAUUCUUUCUCAUUGUUUUACAAUCAUGUUUCGUGUAAGCUGCUUUGCAACAAGAAGUAUGUAGAAGAAAUGUUAUCCCAAACUCCUCUUAGGCACAUCGCAGAACCUGAAGAAGUUUCUUCCUUGGUGGCUUACCUUUGUCUGCUUGCUGCCUCUUACAUCACAUGACAAGUUGCUCUUGUUCAUGGAGGAUUAUCAGUGAAUGGAUUUCAACCCAGCAUGAGAAUAACAUGACUUUCACAUACUACUUCUCACUUUAUUGUCUAUAUGUCUAUCAGCAUGAGAAUAACAUAACAACAAUACCCUUUGUUCUUUGAUUUCUUUCAGCUCCUACCUCAUCUUAUUUAAUUUAAACAAAUGAACUAGGAAGUUUGGUUACGAUAUAUGUUUCAUUCAUCCUUAUUAUGAGUUGUUCUACAUGUAGCAAAUGAUUGAUUAUUGCAUGACCCUAUUAUUGUCUGCUAGUAAGUUGUAACUUCCCUUUUUCUACAUUAAACUCUUCUUUGGGAAAUUCCAAAGGUAUAAUGUUUGCUAUUUCAUUUGGUUGUGAAUAAAUUGUCCUUUCUAUUGUUUAUAUAAAGUAUAUGGUAUGAAUUUUCAAAACUCUCCUAACUUAUACAUCAUAAUAUUUCCUUGUCUAAAACCUAUAACCUAUCUUGAUUUUUCAUUUUCUCAAUGCUAGAAGAUCAUAUAAGCAUUAUCAGUAGUCAUUUGAUUGCUACUUCAAAGAGUUCAACAGGCAAAUCAAUUCAGCAUCCUACCAAAGACGAGAAUAGAGCCUGAACAUACUGGAAAUUGACUAGUACAGAUCUACAUAGCAUUUUGCGAUGGUGAGCAGUGCUACAAACCGUUGAAGGAAAGUUCAACACACUUGGAAUUUAACCAUUCACUCCUUCUUCGCUGCUGCUUCUUUUCUUCUCCGCGAGCCCGACUGCUUGUUUUCAUUGGAUCAGACACGCCAUUUGCCUUCAAGAUCAUGGCUAGAACACGAGGUUUAGGUCGUGCUAUAGAUAGACUUAUAGGCAGAGAUAGACAGGAUGACCAUGAUGCAGUUGAUGUUCCCGAGAGGCGUAGGCUUACUGCAUCAGCCCAUAGGCAACGUGUUCAUCAGAUGACUGUGGAUGCACCUGAUAUGGCUGAGGAUGUUCCUGACAUGAUUGAGGAUGUCCCUGAUAUGGCUGAGGAUGCACCUGAGAUGACUGUGGACAUACAGGGUGAUGAUGGUGCUGAGGGGUCACAUGCUGAUGAUGCUGAGGGAUUCCUAGGUGGGCCACGUGACCCAUCAGUGCUGACAUCAUUUGCAGACCAUGUUGCACACGCCGUUUGGAGUGGACAGAUGGAAAGCCAACACCAGAUGAAGAAGAGCUCAGACUAGAAGCUCGAAGUCUUGUGUUCCUGAAUGUAUUAGAAGGAACAGCUCCUAAUCCCAUGCAUCACACUCUCCCAGAGUGCUCUAACCCUAACACUCUACCAACAACAUCAAGAGGAGAAACUUCAGAUUCAUCAACUAUGCUUUGAGUCAAUCCUACUUCAAUUUGUUCCUGCAAACAUGUAAUAAAAGGAAUUACAAAAGUUUUAAGAUUAAGCACAAUCCUUGAAAACAAUGUUACUAAAGAAAAACAUACCGCUAUAGUCUUUGCUGCUUCA
Molecule: messenger RNA, 3164 nt
Organism: Glycine soja
Lineage: Eukaryota; Viridiplantae; Streptophyta; Magnoliopsida; Fabales; Fabaceae
Exons: 4
Coding region: 2494-2892 (132 amino acids)
Source: RefSeq, a predicted model, not a curated record